AUGGACACAGACAAUCAGACUAGAGUCACAGAAUUCCUUCUCAUGGGAUUCUCUGAGACACCAGAGCAGGAAGAGGGUCUCUUUUGGCUGUUCUUCUGUACAUACCUGGUCACCAUCCUCGGAAACUCUCUCAUCAUCUUGGCCAUCAGUUGUGACAGUCAUCUCCAUACACCCAUGUACUUGUUCUUGGCCAUUCUCUCCUUUGUCGACAUUAUGGCUUCUUCAGUUACAAUCCCCAAGAUAAUGGCAAAUCACAUAUUGGGAAGUAAGUCUAUUUCUUAUGUGGGAUGUAUGACCCAAAUGUACUUCUUCAUCACUUUCACCAACAUGGAUGGCUUCCUCCUCAGUGUGAUGGCCUAUGAUCGUUAUGUAGCCAUCUGUUGCCCACUCCAUUACACCAUGAUCAUAAGACCCAAACUCUGCAUUCUUUUGGUUUCUGUGUCUUGGGUCAUUACAAACCUUCAUGCUCUCUUACACACCCUUCUCAUGGUCCGGCUCACAUUUUGUUCCAACAAUGCUGUGUAUGACUUUUUCUGCGACCCUUAUGCUAUGUUAAAUAUCUCUUGUUCUGAUACCUUUAUCAAUGACUUGGUGGUAUUCACUGUGGGUGCACUGAUAUUUAUGACUCCAUUUACAUGUAUCAUUGUUUCAUAUGGUUACAUCUUUUCUAAUGUAUGGAAGCUGCCAUCUGCCCAAGGAAUAAGGAAAGCCCUGUCCACAUGUGGAUCCCACAUCACUGUGGUUUCCCUCUUCUAUGGAGCAAUUCUGGGGGUCUAUAUGCACCCUUCAUCCACCUUCUCAACAUAUGACAAAGUGGCUACAGUCAUCUUUACGAUGCUGACUCCUAUGGUGAAUCCCUUCAUCUACAGCCUGAGAAAUCGUGACAUGAAAGAAGCUCUAAGGAAACUAAUUCUCAGAUUCUAG
Talpa occidentalis (Iberian mole) is the source of this 924-nucleotide messenger RNA. RefSeq names its product olfactory receptor 1361-like. The record is from RefSeq and is a predicted model, not a curated record. The coding region runs from base 1 to 924 and encodes 307 amino acids. Gene Ontology annotation, molecular function: G protein-coupled receptor activity; olfactory receptor activity. Gene Ontology annotation, biological process: G protein-coupled receptor signaling pathway. Gene Ontology annotation, cellular component: membrane. NCBI's taxonomy places the organism in Eukaryota, Metazoa, Chordata, Mammalia, Eulipotyphla, Talpidae. The transcript has a single exon.